AUGACGAUGCUCGACGGCGUACAAACAUCCAACCCACGCGGCACGGUGCUGAUCAGCGGCGGCGGCAGCGGUGGGCACGUCUUCCCCGGCUUGGCGGUGGCGGCGGAGCUCGAGAGCCGUGGCUGGGCGGUGAGCUGGGCCGGUGCGCGGGGCGGGAUGGAAGACCGCCUGGUAACCGAACGCGGGGUGGACUUCCACGCUUUGGCGGCGCGGCCGGUGGUGGGCCGCAAUGCGCUCGGCAAGGUGCGGGCAAUGGUCGUCCUGCUGCGUUCGGCUCUGACGGCGCGUUCGUUGGUGCGUCGGCUCGGCGCCCGGUUGGUGGUCGGCACGGGUGGCUACGUGUCCGUGCCAGCGGUUCUGGGUGGCCGGCUGGCGACCCGUCCGGCGCUGCUGGUCGAACCCAACGCCGAGCCCGGUCUGGCCAAUCGCUGGCUGUCGCGCUUGGCCUCUGCAGCGGCAGUGGCUUAUCCCUCGACCGCCGAGCAUCUACGUUGCCCGGCCGAGGUCUGUGGCGUGCCGGUGCGAGCCAGCUUCUUCGAGGUCGCCGAGGAGCUGCCCGAAGGACCGCCUCGGUUGCUGGUGCUCGGCGGCAGUCAGGGUGCGCAGCAACUCAACGAGCUGGUGCCGGCUGCGGUGGCGGCCCUUGCGCAACGGGGCGUAGAGCUCACUGUCCUGCACCAGGCCGGCCGUGGCAAGGAUGCAGCGACGCUCGAGGCCUAUCGUCAGCACGGCAUCGAAGACCGGGUCGAGGUCGAGGCCUUUCUAGACGAUGUCGCCGGAGCCAUGGCAGCGAGUCAUCUGGUGAUCUCACGGGCCGGGGCGAUCACCUUAGCGGAGAUCUGCGCCGCCGGCCGGCCAGCUGUGCUGGUGCCGUUGGCGAUCGCCGCUGGAGGUCAUCAGGUCGCCAAUGCGGAGCGCUUGCAAGCAGCGGGCGCGGCCUUGGCGCUGGGGCCGGCGACAGCGACGGCGGAGCACCUGACCGAGCAGCUCGCGGACUUGCUCGGGGACUCUUCGCGGCUGCGCCAAAUGGCUUUGGCAGCCCGCUCGCUAGGUCGUGCUGACGCCGCUCAGCGAAUUGCCGACCAGGCCGAGAAGCUGGGGGGAGCCGACUGA
Messenger RNA from Nerophis lumbriciformis (worm pipefish), 1113 nucleotides. The record is from RefSeq and is a predicted model, not a curated record. Lineage: Eukaryota; Metazoa; Chordata; Actinopteri; Syngnathiformes; Syngnathidae.